Messenger RNA from Bolinopsis microptera, 2124 nucleotides. RefSeq names its product F-box/LRR-repeat protein 20-like. The coding region runs from base 85 to 1368 and encodes 427 amino acids. Gene Ontology annotation, biological process: SCF-dependent proteasomal ubiquitin-dependent protein catabolic process. The record is from RefSeq and is a predicted model, not a curated record. Gene Ontology annotation, molecular function: protein binding. The transcript has 8 exons. Gene Ontology annotation, cellular component: SCF ubiquitin ligase complex. Lineage: Eukaryota; Metazoa; Ctenophora; Tentaculata; Lobata; Bolinopsidae.
AGAAUACGUACUAGCUUCGUGAUAUAGACUCGCCAUCUAUGUAAUGAACUUGAUACGUAGGAUGGCUUGAAGAAAAAGAAAGCAAUGGUAUGCACUAGGAGUCAGUCUCGGAUCCCUCUCGCUGAAAUGACAGUGGAACACGCGCACAAACGAUCCAAAACUGUCUCCACUACACAAACAUCUGCUCAGUCACCAGAUGAGGAAAGUACGAGCGAAGACGGUUUUGACGAGGCCAGAGAAAACUACCCUCCUUCGGAAGAUAUGAUCCAUAUCUGCACACCGAAAACACCACGAACAGGCAUCUACCACACGGAAUGGAUAUCGUCACCAUUUUGGAGGCAAAGUUUGUCGAAUGAUCGGGUUAACAGAUGGGAGACCUCAGCGGAUGAAGUUGUUCUGAAGAUUUUCAGUUAUCUAAAGUUCGAAGACCUCUUUCGAUGUGCCCUCGUGUGUCGACACUGGAGAGCGUUAUCGUACGACAGGCUGCUGUGGACUCAAUUCAACCUGACCCAGCGGGCUAUACCCUUCGACAAGUUACUAACUGUCCUGGGAUACGGAACAAAGUACUUGUCACUUUCCUGUGGGGACGUCAAGGAACGCACUGCCCCGUCACCAAGAAAGCGAAGAGAGUCUAUUUUACUGGAGUACGCUGACUUUGGUCUGUGUAACAUCCUACCCACCCAACUAUCUCGCCUCCUGGACUGUGCUCCUAACCUUGUCAAGCUUAACCUGGAGUCUGUAACAAUAUCAGGGCCAGUGCUGCGCGCUGUGGCACAGUGCUCACAACUGCAGAUCCUAAACCUGGCCAUGUGCCAGAAUGUUAAUGCUUCACAGCUGGUGGCUGUAACUCGGAACUGCACUAAGUUAAAGGAGCUGAACAUGGCGUGGUGCAACAUCAGUGAGAAGACCUACAAUAGACUCUUCCCAUUGCGAUGUGUAACAAUGGAGAAGCUUAACAUUAGCGGAGGCCGAGACACGGUGUCUUGUGAAACUAUUCGGCUACUCUCCAGCAAUCUUCCUAACCUCACUUCUCUCGAUAUUAGCGACUGUAUCCGGAUCAAUAGAUACGCCCUGGCCUAUCUGGCUAAGAACUGUCCCAGACUGGAGGAGCUGAGUUGUAGUAGAGUGUACGAGCUGUCCUCACUUGACGUCCUCAGUUGGGCCUUCAAGAUGAACCAUCUCAAAUAUUUCAACUCCUUUCCUUCUAUCAUUAACGAGCGGUUCAUGGACUUCAAGGAGAAAAUGAAGGUGAAGUUUCCGCACGUGCAGCUAAACAAGAAAGACACGUCAGACAUCGCGCGCCCUUGCACCACAUUGCACGUGCCAAAAGGUGUAUCUCGUCUUUGGGAACGGCAAUUUCGAGUUUAGAGAUGUGGCAGGAGGCCCAACUUUUAUCUUAUGCUACUGGAGAUAAUAAUGUUAUACUGAUCUGUAUGAUUACAUUGCUGUAGUCAGAUUUGGUGCUCGACGCAGGUGUGCUAUGUUGUGCAGACAAUGGACUUAUAUUUGGGUUGAUAUUGAUAAUGAUGACUUUAGAACUGAUCUUGUUCACGUCCUUUGAACGUCGGUUUAUUUGAUAGAUGUAAGAUAAAUUAAAUAUAGUAUUUCAUUAUUGGUGAAAAGAUGAAGGAAGUGAAAACUGAAGAAUUGGUGAUUUCCCUAGCACAUUAUUGUACACAUGAGGGAUCGAUGAGGUGUGUUGAGGCCCGUGCGUAAUACAUAUUCUUGAAUCAGCAAAAUAAACCUGUUUUUACAAUAUACAUGUCUUUUCUACGACAUUUAUGGAUGAAGAGGUUUUUAAUCAACGGAUUUUUAUCUUUUCUUUACUUCUAUGUAUAAGUAUUCUACACUAUUUGUUAAAAUUUCGAUUAUUGAAACAUUGUAUAAAAUAUAUAUUUAAUCUGACUUUAAGUUUAUUUUUACUAAAUUAUUAUCGCUUAUGGUAUUAACUAUUAUUAACCGGCUAUUUCUUUUAUUUAACGCCCACUAUUUGAAUGAAAGAACACGACAUGUUUCAAAACAGAUUUAUAAAGACUCUGCAUAAUUGAUGGACAAAUCUCGUUAUCUUUUCUUUCAAUUUGUGUACACUAGCGCACAAAAUGCAAAACUUCGAAAUAUGUUUUG